Molecule: messenger RNA, 2527 nt
Organism: Austrofundulus limnaeus
Lineage: Eukaryota; Metazoa; Chordata; Actinopteri; Cyprinodontiformes; Rivulidae
Product: ligand-dependent corepressor
Biological process (GO): regulation of transcription by RNA polymerase II
Cellular component (GO): nucleus
Molecular function (GO): DNA binding
Source: RefSeq, a predicted model, not a curated record
GACAAUUGCUCAAAGCAGAACAUACCCUGUUGGAAGUUGAGGAAGAAAAUGGCUUGGUGCAGAGAAGUUUGCAGGAUGGACUGAGGGAGAACUACGCCAACUCCAACUCCAAGCCCCCAUUUGCCCAUUCACUACGCAUCAAAGAGGAGGUCCUCAGUCAGAAGCACCGCCUUUUAAGUCAGCCCACCRCUCUUUCACUGGAUAAUCUAGAGUCAGCUGGUCUGGUAAAUCAUGGGCAGUCCCACUCCAUCCAUAGUCAAAAGGGCUCUUCCUCUUUUUGGGGAAGCAAGGCUCACCUUGAUAGCCUGAUGAAACUAAAGCGGGCUGGUGGAUCUCUAAGUGACCUCAAAGACCUGCCUACAGUUCUGCAGAAUCAUCACCACAACCACCAUGGAACCUUUUCCUAUAAAAGUUCCCUUCACCAUCACAGCCACAAUCAAGUCUCAAAGGCCCARCAUCAUCACAAUGAGGGCAAAAGAGAGCAGGGCCACUCACCACCAGUUGACCUAAAAAUUCCCCAGGUUCGAGGAAUGGAUCUUUCCUGGGACUCCAAUGCCUCUGAACUGUAUGGUUAUGGAACCAUGGGGGCAGGUGGUCAUAGUGACAACACCCUGAGUCGGAAACUGAGAGCCAUUCUGCCCAAGCAGAACCGCCAAGGAGGAAGUCUUGGAAGCCUGCUGGAUGGGGCAGCAGAUUAUUGGAGCUCUGAUUUAGACCACUCCAAUUCUGGGCCUACGUAUUCCAUCUCUGAUGUGGAAGGAGACCCAAACUCCAAGCAGCCAAGAAAGAAGAGGGGUCGUUAUCGCCAGUACAACAGUGAGAUUCUGGAAGAAGCCAUAGCUGUAGUGAUGAGUGGGAAGAUGAGUGUGUCCAAGGCACAAAACAUGUAUGGGAUCCCACACAGCACCCUUGAGUACAAGGUAAAGGAGCGCAUGGGAACUCUGAAGAAUCCCCCAAAGAAGAAGCUUAAGCUGAUGAUGAAGAUGGAUGCUGGAGGUCAGGAUUUAGCCACAGACCCAGAGAACACACCCACUACAACCCCACAUGAUGACAGCCUGCCACUUGCAUCUGCUGAACUUAAGAACAACGUAAAUGAGGAGGAUGAUGACAGUACCAAACCAAUUGACUAAACAAUUCACACACGUAAACCUCAGUCACAUGACACAAGUGAUAUGACAAAAGAUGGGGCUUUCUUUGUGCCAAUUACUUUGCAGUAUCUGGGUGAGCACAAACACAGGGGGAAAAAAUGAGGAUUCUUAAAAACAAACUGGAGAAAAGUAACCAAUCGGACCAUUUUUAACCUGCUUCACAUAGGAGAUGCUGAACAAGAGUUUGUUUCACUUUUAUACACAAGAGCUUAACAAAUGCAACCAAGGACAAUAAACAAGACACAGUUGAUAAAAAUUUCUAAAGCAUGCUGAUAAUCCCAAGCCCAAAACCCCAAGCUCCCCACUGUUCUGAACUCGACACAGUGAGUCAAUUCUGGGGUUAAAAGUUGGAAGGAAUGUUGAAAAUGUUCAAAGAACUUUGAGAGACUAGUCAAUUUACCAUUUCCUUAACUCAUGGAAACUUGCUGAAUAUUACCUCUGAAGCCAACUAUAAGGAUUAAUCAUACCAUUGAUAUUUCUCACUAGGGUUCUGAAACAGACCCAUUCUCUUAUUGCCAGGUAGCCAUGAUGCUUUAACUGCAAAUCUUUUCUUUACUCCUUAAAAUAUUCUGCUUAUCUAUGUGUGGAUGAAAGCAAGGUUAACCUGUUCUCUUCUGAGCAAGAGAAGAUACACAAAAGUCAUUCAGGGAUGCAUGUUUGUGAGUUUUGUGGACACUACUGACUUCUGUAAUCAACCUUUUUUCCUCUCUCGUUUCUUUUCUUUUGAUUUGUUUUGCUUUCUUUUGCACUACACUUUGGGUCUGGCACUCACAGACCAGGUUACCUCGGCAUUGUUGCCCAUGCAUCAUGCACUUAUUAUGGUCUGUCUCYGAAGCCCAAUCGUAACCUUGCAAUGGGUCAGAGAUGCACAUUGCCUCUGAAUGCUGAGUCAUAUUCAGAUGCAGGACGUUCUGAAUUCACCCUCUCUUUUGCCAAGGGACAACUUAAAGGGUACUCUGACUACGGAUCAGAUGCUUUUAUGGCGGGAUGCUACCUCAUGGACCUCCAUAUGACAAUGCUGAUCUUGGAAAGGUGGAACCACCCUCAKAUUGCUUUCCGAAUGGUGACAAAAGCGAAUUCCCCCAUUCCCUUGGAAAUCUUUAUUGGGUGACAGCCUUUUAGGAUAAGAAUGUGAAACUGUGCUGCUAUCCAGUUCAUUUUUGAGCUCCUACAAAGGAUUUAGCCCAGGUUGAUCAAUUUUAGCUUGUAACAAACAUAUUGCUGAUUUUUUUGUUUGUUUUUUAUUUUCUAAUCAAACUAAGCAGAAGCAGCUUAGGUGAGGGGUUUUUAGAGGAUUAUUCUCUUUCAAACUUCAAAGAUAAUUUAAAGGCAGAUAUGUAUUAAACAAUGUGCAUUUAGAGUGUGUGGGGGGGUCAUUU